AUGUGGUUCCUCUCUAUAGAAGCGGUAGUGGCGGUUCUAGCGCUUAUUGGUGGCCUAGUGUACUACGUCAUUCGAAAACAAUCCUACUGGAAAGAUCGUGGUGUACCUCAUCCAACUCCGGCGUUUCUUUUAGGAAGUUUUAAGGAUGUUGGCCCAAAAUUCCACUUUACGGAUUAUCUUCAGCAAUAUUAUACCCAGUACAAGGGUCAACACCCUUUUAUGGGCGUGUAUAUGCUCAUGACACCUGUUGCGCUUCCUACGGACCUAGAGCUUGUAAAGUCAAUUUUUGUAAAAGAUUUCCAAUACUUCCAUGACCGGGGAAGCUACUAUAACGAGAAGCAUGAUCCGUUGACAGCUCACUUGUUCAACUUGGAGGGUCAAAGAUGGAAAACUUUAAGGAACAAGCUAACACCAACGUUCACAUCUGGUAAGAUGAAGAUGAUGUUCCCAACGAUUGUUGAGGCCGGUAAGCAGCUGAGGGACUUCAUGGAGAGAAACGUGGAGAAGCAGAGUGAACUGGAGCUCAAAGAUAUUAUGGCGAGAUUUACGACGGAUGUGAUUGGAACGUGUGCAUUUGGUAUCGAGUGUAAUAGUUUACGCGAUCCAAACGCGGAGUUCCGAGCGAUGGGCAAACUGUUUAUGGAUCGACAACCAUCGCAGUUCACUUAUUUUAUGAUGCAGUUUUCACCCAAGUUGAGCCGAAAGUUAGGAAUCAAACUUAUCGAUAAGGAUGUAUCUAAAUUUUUCCUGAAAGUGGUUGAGGACACCAUCGAUUUUCGGGUGAAAAAUGGCAUACAGCGAAACGACUUUAUGGACUUGAUGAUACGGAUGCUACAGAACAAUGCAAAUCCCGAGGAAUCGCUCACAUUCAAUGAAGUAGCUGCCCAGGCGUUCGUAUUCUUCUUUGCUGGGUUUGAAACGUCCUCUACUCUGCUAACCUGGACACUGUACGAGUUGGCGUUGAAUCCGGAAAUUCAAGAGAAGGGUCGUCAAUGCGUGAUGGAAGUUCUACAGAAGUACAACGGAGAGAUGACUUACGAGGCUGUUCAUGACAUGAAAUAUUUGGAUCAAAUUUUGAAUGAGGCCUUACGCAAGUAUCCUCCAGUUCCGAUGCAUUUCCGAAUGACGUCAAAGGAUUAUACUGUACCCAACACGGACUCCGUUAUCGAGGCUGGUACAAUGCUGCUGAUACCGAUCUUUGCUAUUCAACGUGAUCCGGACCUAUUUCCGGAGCCGGAAAAGUUCGACCCCGAGCGUUUCAGCCCAGAGGAAGAGGCAAAGCGUCAUCCGUUCGCGUGGACACCGUUCGGCGAAGGUCCGAGAGUGUGCAUCGGGCAAAGGUUCGGAAUGAUGCAGGCGCGGAUCGGUUUGGCGUAUUUGUUGCAGGGCUUUAGCUUCGCUCCCUACGAGAAAACCUCAAUGCCGAUGAAGUUUGUCCUUAACUCCUUUAUCCUUUCACCGAGGGAUGGUUUGUGGUUACAGGUGAAUAAAUUAUAG
Messenger RNA from Anopheles maculipalpis, 1497 nucleotides. Its product is annotated as probable cytochrome P450 6a14. Gene Ontology annotation, molecular function: oxidoreductase activity, acting on paired donors, with incorporation or reduction of molecular oxygen; heme binding; iron ion binding. Lineage: Eukaryota; Metazoa; Arthropoda; Insecta; Diptera; Culicidae. The record is from RefSeq and is a predicted model, not a curated record. The transcript is spliced from 2 exons. Bases 1 to 1497 code for a protein of 498 amino acids.